GUGUUAGGAUGGCAGGUUAAAACGUACUUACUGAAGAUACAUUGUUGUGGAAAGCACUGGUGUAAUGGCCUUGCCUGAGCACAAAGGUGCAGUGAUUUAAUUUAAGUCGCAGAUUGAAAUAUCAUGGACAGAAAAUAGUUUGGAUGAUGUGUUUUGCCAGCGUAUCUCUGCAAUUUCAGUUUUAACAAUGGAUAAGUGUAAGCACGUAGGACGUCUGCGGCUGGCCCAAGAUCACUCCAUUCUCAAUCCUCAGAAAUGGCAUUGCGUGGACUGCAAUACUACGGAGUCUGUGUGGGCAUGCCUCAGCUGCUCGCACGUGGCCUGCGGAAGAUACAUUGAAGAACAUGCACUAAAGCACUUUCAGGAGAGCAGUCACCCAGUGGCGUUGGAAGUAAACGAGCUGUAUGUUUUCUGUUAUCUCUGCGAUGAUUAUGUUCUUAAUGAUAACGCAACUGGUGAUUUAAAACUGCUGCGAAGUACAUUAAGUGCAAUCAAGAGUCAAAACUAUGAGUGCACUACUCGAAGCGGGAGGACUUUGCGUUCUAUGGGCACAAGUGAUGAUUCUUACCUUUCACAUGGUGGUGCCCAGGCUUUGCUUCGGAAGGAAGAUCGCAUGUUCACGGCUCUCUGGCACCGACGGCGUGCGUUCCUGGGAAAAAUUUUCAGAUCAUGGCUGGAGUUGACACCUACUGGGAAAAAGAUCUUGGAAGAAGAAAAACGUCGUGAAGAAGCAGAGGAAAGAAGGGACAAAGCGAGGAAGAGAAGACAAGAACGAAAGCGGGAGUUGAAAGCAGAGAUGGAAAAGAUGCCUCCAAGAAAGAGCAGUCGUUUACAAAAUCAGAUUAGAACGCCCUCAGCAGCAGCACCCUGCCUGCAAAAACCAUCACCAAACGUGGAAUCUGUGGCAGAGUCGAAAGAAACAUAUACCUCAGAUGAAGUAAGACUGAAAAAGCUGAGUGACUCUCCAGUUAAACGAAGGCCCACGGUGACUCCUGGGGUGACAGGGCUGAGAAACCUGGGAAAUACAUGCUAUAUGAAUUCUAUCCUGCAGGUAUUAAGUCACUUACUUAUUUUUCGAGAAUGCUUUUUAAAGCUUGAUCUCAACCAAACUCAGGAACUGCUGGCAACAGCAACCAACGGUAAAACCAGAUCUUCAUCUAAACACCUGUCAAUAGCUGCCUCGACGUUAUGUGUGAAUGAGAACCAAGAGAAAAUAAAGGGAUCAUCCUCUGUGAGGCGGCCUAGUUUGUCCUCUGGAUUAAGUGGAGGUGCAUCAAAAAGUAGAAAUAUGGAACUUAUUCAGCCCAGGGAGCCCAGUUCAAAGCAUAUUUCUCUCUGCCAUGAGCUGCACACUCUGUUCCAAGUUAUGUGGUCUGGCAAAUGGGCGCUAGUGUCUCCUUUUGCUAUGCUUCAUUCUGUGUGGAGACUAAUUCCGGCCUUUAGAGGAUAUGCCCAGCAAGAUGCUCAGGAAUUUCUCUGUGAACUUUUGGAUAAAGUGCAGCAGGAACUGGCGGCUACGGGCACCAGAUACCCAGCUCUCAUCCCUGCUUCUCAAAGAAAACUUAUAAAACAGGUUUUGAAUGUGGUUAACAACGUUUUUCAUGGACAGCUAUUAAGUCAGGUUACAUGUCUUGCCUGUGACAAUAAAUCAAAUACCAUAGAACCUUUCUGGGACCUAUCCCUGGAGUUUCCGGAGAGGUAUCACUGCAACGGCAAGGAGAUGUCGUCUCCGUAUCCAUGUCUGCUGACUGAAAUGCUGGCCAAGUUUACAGAAACAGAAGCUUUGGAAGGAAAGAUAUAUGCGUGUGACCAGUGCAACACAAAACGAAGGAAGUUUUCUUCUAAACCAGUUAUACUCACAGAAGCUCAGAAGCAGCUUAUGGUGUGUCGACUACCUCAGGUUCUCAGAUUACACCUUAAACGGUUCAGGUGGUCAGGACGCAAUCACCGUGAGAAGAUUGGCGUCCAUGUCAAUUUUGACCAGAUGCUGAACAUGGAGCCUUAUUGCUGCAGAGAAUCCCUCAAGUCCCUCCUGCCCGACUGCUUUAUCUACGACUUAUCUGCUGUGGUAAUGCACCACGGGAAAGGAUUUGGCUCGGGGCACUACACUGCCUACUGCUACAAUUCGGAAGGAGGAUUCUGGGUACACUGCAAUGAUUCGAAACUCAACAUGUGCACUAUGGAAGAAGUAUGCAAGGCUCAGGCUUACAUUCUGUUCUACAGCCAGCGACUCACUCAGGCAAACAGCCGUGGCGCACGGCCGUGUCCCAGCACAGCUGAAAGCCAGCCGCACGCGGAAUUAGCUGCCUGCUCCGCGGACAACAGCAGCAGCCAGUCCAAAGCCAGUUAA
Messenger RNA from Eurypyga helias (sunbittern), 2350 nucleotides. RefSeq names its product ubiquitin specific peptidase 44 (gene USP44). The record is from RefSeq and is a predicted model, not a curated record. The transcript has 6 exons. NCBI's taxonomy places the organism in Eukaryota, Metazoa, Chordata, Aves, Eurypygiformes, Eurypygidae. Bases 188 to 2350 code for a protein of 720 amino acids. Gene Ontology annotation, biological process: protein deubiquitination. Gene Ontology annotation, cellular component: cytoplasm. Gene Ontology annotation, molecular function: cysteine-type deubiquitinase activity; zinc ion binding.